AUGAAUUCUGCCACCGAUUGGGAAGCCCAACAUCGGCAGACACUUUUGGAGAGCCGAGCAACCCUGGAGCGUUCUGCAUCUUCGGUUGCACGAUCGCAACGCAUUGCAGCAGAAACUGAACAAGUUGGAACAGAAGUAGUGGCAGAAUUAGGAGAACAGCGAGAGACGUUACUGAGGGCUAAAAGGCGCUUAUCACAAACUGAUCAAGAGCUAACCAAAACGCAAAAAGUUCUUCGAACAAUGACAAGAAGAGUUUUAACGAAUAAAUUUAUUUUAGUAUUGAUCAUCAUCCUCGAAGUUGGAAUUCUUGCUGCUGUCGUUUAUUUGAAAUUCUUUAGAAAGUGAUUCGCACAUCAUAAUCAUUGACACUUGUAAAUGUGUACCAAUCGAUAUCCAAGUAUUUAAAUUUUAUGUACAUACAACUAGCUUCUAUUCAAUAACCAAUUUGCUAUGUUAGAAAAGCCACUACAUCAGAUAUGUAUCUCGAACAUGUAAUAAGCGUCUAGAUCGACUGUAAAACAGUUUUUAUCUCAAUGGUAAAUUCCAUGAAAGCGAUGAGGUGCUGUUGUGAGUAAAGUAUAAUGGCAAUGUAUUAUUUGAAUGAGAAUUCAAAUCGUCUUGUGUUAUUUUUGUUUUUAUAUUAAGUAAAUGACACUAUAUACAAGCUAUAAAUUCGGGUGAUUUGGUAAAAGGGACAGUUCUGUCUUAUAGCAGUAGCACAGGACACUGUUACUUUCACCGAAUAUUACAAGUUACAAUAAAAUUCAGUUGUUAUUAUAAAAUGCAAAUAUUCUCCUGAA
Molecule: messenger RNA, 800 nt
Organism: Neodiprion fabricii
Lineage: Eukaryota; Metazoa; Arthropoda; Insecta; Hymenoptera; Diprionidae
Gene: Vti1b
Product: vesicle transport through interaction with t-SNAREs homolog 1B
Exons: 1
Coding region: 1-345 (114 amino acids)
Biological process (GO): vesicle fusion with Golgi apparatus; intra-Golgi vesicle-mediated transport; Golgi to vacuole transport
Cellular component (GO): Golgi apparatus; endoplasmic reticulum membrane; SNARE complex
Molecular function (GO): SNARE binding; SNAP receptor activity
Source: RefSeq, a predicted model, not a curated record